AUGGCGGUGGUGGGGGCAGGCAGCCCGCAGCUCGCGGAGUGCGCGGGGCUCCAGCCGGCAGGAGAGGAGCCCGCGCAGCCUCCAGACGGUUUUCGCUGCGUCCUGGCGCGCGGCGGCAAUGUCCCGCUGGCUGUUGGGGCACCUGCCCGCUGCUGCCUCUCCAAGGCCAGGACGCUGGUGGGGGCGAUGGGCAUCCUGGAACGUCUAAAUGCGGGAGAGGUGGUGAUUGGAGAUGGAGGGUUUGUCUUUGCACUGGAGAAGCGAGGCUACGUAAAGGCUGGACCCUGGACCCCAGAAGCUGCUGUGGAGCACCCCGAGGCAGUGCGCCAGCUUCACCGGGAGUUCCUCAGAGCUGGCUCCAAUGUCAUGCAGACCUUCACCUUCUACGCCAGUGAGGACAAGCUGGAGAAUAGGGGAAACUACGUUGCAGAGAAGAUAUCUGGGCAGAAAGUCAAUGAAGCUGCUUGUGACAUUGCACGGCAAGUAGCUAAUGAGGGAGACGCUUUGGUGGCAGGAGGCGUGAGUCAGACACCUUCGUAUCUGAGCUGCAAGAGUGAACGUGAAGUCAAAAAGAUAUUCCAUCAGCAGCUGGAGGUGUUUGUAAAGAAGAAUGUGGACUUCCUCAUCGCAGAGUAUUUUGAACAUGUUGAAGAAGCUGUGUGGGCAGUGGAGACCUUGAAAACCUCGGGCAAACCAGUGGCAGCAACCAUGUGCAUCGGACCCGAAGGGGAUCUGCAUGGUGUGCCCCCUGGAGAGUGCGCAGUGCGUCUGGUGAGAGCAGGGGCCGCCAUCGUUGGUGUUAACUGCCACUUUGACCCUACAAUCAGUUUACAGACCGUGAAGCUCAUGAAAGAAGGCCUGGAGGCCGCCCAGUUGAAAGCUCACCUGAUGAGCCAGCCCUUGGCUUACCACACUCCCGACUGUGGCAAACAGGGAUUUAUUGAUCUCCCAGAAUUCCCCUUUGGACUGGAGCCCAGAGUUGCCACCAGAUGGGAUAUUCAAAAAUACGCCCGAGAGGCCUACAACCUGGGGGUCAGGUACAUUGGCGGGUGCUGUGGAUUUGAGCCUUACCAUAUCAGGGCGAUUGCAGAGGAGCUGGCCCCAGAACGGGGGUUUUUGCCACCAGCAUCAGAAAAACAUGGCAGCUGGGGAAGUGGUUUGGACAUGCACACCAAACCCUGGAUUAGAGCAAGGGCCCAGAAGGAGUACUGGCAGAACCUUCGGAUAGCCUCAGGCAGGCCAUACAAUCCUUCCAUGUCAAAGCCAGAUGCCUGGGGAGUGACCAAAGGGACAGCAGAGCUGAUGCAGCAGAAGGAAGCCACGACAGAGCAGCAGCUGAGAGAGCUCUUUGAAAAACAAAAAUUCAAAUCAGCACAGUAG
This is a messenger RNA of Castor canadensis (American beaver), 1380 nucleotides long. Lineage: Eukaryota; Metazoa; Chordata; Mammalia; Rodentia; Castoridae. The record is from RefSeq and is a predicted model, not a curated record.